CCAAAGUCCCCACGGGCCACUCUUAAGCAAGCGCGCGCCCCAGAGAGACACCAUGCCUCUCCCGCUCUGCCUCAGGAUGUGGGGAAGCUUUGCUUUGUUGCUGGUGGGGCUCUAUUUCUGCACCGUGGAUGGUGUCAUCCCAGAAGAAGAACAAAACCCUGAUUUCUGGAACCGUCAGGCGGCGACUGCUCUUAAGACAGCCCAGCAGCUCCAGCCCAUCAACACGAAAGCCAAGAACCUCAUCCUCUUCCUGGGGGAUGGGAUGGGAGUGCCCACCAUUACGGCCACCCGCAUACUCAAAGGACAAAAGGCAGGUCAUCUGGGACCCGAAACCCCCCUGGCUAUGGACCGUUUCCCUUACGUGGCUCUAUCCAAGACGUACAAUGUAGACAGGCAGGUCCCGGACAGUGCGGGCACAGCCACCGCCUACCUCUGUGGCGUGAAGGGCAACUACAAAACCAUCGGACUCAGUGCGGCUGCCCGCACGGACCAGUGCAACACCACCGCGGGCAACGAGGUCUACUCGGUGCUGCAGCGAGCCAAGAAAGCAGGAAAGUCCGUGGGGGUGGUGACCACCACGCGGGUGCAGCACGCCUCGCCCUCGGGCACGUACGCCCACGUGGUGACCCGGGACUGGUACUCAGACGCCGACAUGCCUCCCGAGGCCCUGCAGAGCGGCUGCAAGGACAUUGCUUCCCAGCUGAUCGCCAACGUGGACAUUGAUGUGAUCCUGGGGGGCGGCCGAAGGUACAUGUUCCCCGCAGGAACCCGUGAUCCCGAGUACAACAGCACCGGAAUCAGGAAGGACGGCCGGAACCUCGUAAAGGAAUGGCAGGAGAACAGAAAGGGCGCCAGCUACGUGUGGAACCGCGAACAGCUGCUGAAAGCGGCCCAAAACACCUCCGUGACGCACAUCAUGGGUCUCUUUGAGCCCGGGGACACCAAGUACGAGGUGCACCGCAAUGUUUCCGCGGACCCCUCCUUGGAGGAGAUGACCGAGGUCGCCAUCCAAGUGCUCAGCCGGAAUCCCAAGGGCUACUACCUCUUCGUGGAAGGAGGCCGGAUCGACCAUGGCCACCACGACGGCUACGCGCACUUGGCCUUGACUGAGGCGGUCAUGUUUGACUUAACCAUCGAGAAGGCCACUGCGAUGACCAGCGAAAAGGACACUCUGAUUGUCGUCACUGCCGACCACUCGCACGUCUUCUCCUUCGGGGGCUACACCUACAGGGGCAGCUCCAUCUUUGGACUGGCUCCCAAAAAGGCCGAGGACGGGAAAUCGUAUACUUCCAUCUUGUACGGCAACGGACCCGGCUACCAGAUCAAUGGGACUAGGCCGGACGUCAACGAGAGCAUCAGCGAGCAAGUGUCCUACAAGCAGCAGGCGGCUGUGCCCCUGGACUCGGAGACUCAUGGGGGGGAGGACGUGGCCAUCUUCGCGAGAGGCCCCCAGGCCCACCUGUUCCACAGCGUGCAGGAGCAGACCUACGUGGCCCACGUGAUGGCCUUCGCCGCCUGCCUGGAGCCCUACGAGAACUGUGAACUCCCCACCUACAAUGGCGGCUGCCAAGCAUCGAGGUCUCUCCCGCUGGUGAUCCUGGCCUGGGCUUUCCUGCUUUUAGCGGGUCUGUGCUGAUCAGCCACUUGUCGUCACCAUUCCAGUGACUCCUCCGGGCUCCGGCUACUCCCACUGCGGGAGGGGCCCGGCCCUUCUGACAGUCCCCUGCAGGGGGCUUACAACUGCUGACAAAUAAAUUAGGGAUCAAAGUCUCGAACCAAGACUGUUCUCACUGAGUCCCUCCCCUCGCGUUGCCCCCCAACAUCGGGGAGCCUUUUCCUCCGCCUCUGCUCUUCACUGGCUGUGUGGGGGGAGCCCCCAUGAUCUUCUGCUACUCACGUGCUUCAAGGCCUUUCCCCACAUGGUGAAAGCGAGGAUGUCGGUCCCGCCGCCACUCCUGCUGCCACUCAACAGGGAGCCAGGUCGGUACACAGAAAGGAUUCCGGAUGUGGAGGGUCAAUGUCCCACAGCUCUGGUCAGGAUCUUCUGUGGGGGAGGGUGUGUUCACUGACAUCAUUUGUUUUUCCACCAUCUACAUUAUCCAACGUAGCUCCUCCCCCUCCUAAAGCGCCAUCAUCCCAAGCAAAGAAUAAAACAGAAAGGUAAGCGAUACAACAAAA
Molecule: messenger RNA, 2178 nt
Organism: Antechinus flavipes (yellow-footed antechinus)
Lineage: Eukaryota; Metazoa; Chordata; Mammalia; Dasyuromorphia; Dasyuridae
Gene: ALPI
Product: alkaline phosphatase, intestinal
Exons: 11
Coding region: 53-1636 (527 amino acids)
Biological process (GO): dephosphorylation
Cellular component (GO): plasma membrane
Molecular function (GO): alkaline phosphatase activity
Source: RefSeq, a predicted model, not a curated record